Messenger RNA from Zerene cesonia (dogface butterfly), 1274 nucleotides. RefSeq lists its product as uncharacterized. The record is from RefSeq and is a predicted model, not a curated record. The transcript has 3 exons. Lineage: Eukaryota; Metazoa; Arthropoda; Insecta; Lepidoptera; Pieridae. The coding region runs from base 1 to 798 and encodes 265 amino acids.
AUGGAAAAUCUGAUGUGCAAAGGUUACCAGAUGUUCGAUAGAUUCCAGACCAUAGACUGGAAUUACACGAAGGAGUCUCUGAAACAACUGGCGAUCCUUCACGCCUUAUCAGUAGCGUUUUCUAUCGAGCAUCCGAAAGAGUUCGAGGAAAAAACCAAGAAUCUCACACUAAAAAGUGAUCUGGACUCAAUGAAGGAAGUUUUCAAGUUAACACUGAACAACAUUCUAGAAUCUUCAAAGGAAGAGCAUAAAGAUCGAUUAAAAAACUUUAUGCAAAAUACCGUUACACCAGACAAUAUGAACUUUAUGAUGAGACCGAUGAAACGAACGUUCAUAACCCAUGGUGAUUAUCGACCCAGCAAUUUAAUGCAUAAGUUACGCGAGGAUGGCACAUAUGAUAUCAUACCAAUCGACUACCAGACCCUUAGCCGCUGUAACCCCGCACUCGACGUCUUAUAUUUUCUAUUCAGCGGUUCAGACAAAGAAUUCCGAGCCAAAUACCUAAGGAAGGCUUACGACCAUUACUACAGCGAGCUUUGUGCUUCUUUAACUAGAUUGGACUUGAAUCCUGAUGAAAUAUAUCCAAAGGAAGACUUCGAAUAUGAAUUGAGAGAGGUUUUACCCCUCGGCCUAUUCAUAGGUGUGCUGCUGUUAAUAAUGAUCACUGCAGAAGUUAAUGAUAUACCAAAAUUCGAUCAAAAAACGGAAUUGAAUGAUCUGUAUUACUCUCCCAGUGAAGCUUAUAAGACAAGGAUGAACGACCUUCUAGAAGACUGUAUUGAAAUGGGUGUUCUCUAAUUGUUCAAAUGUAUUUGCGUAGAUUUGAGCUGAUACCGGCUAUUUGUUUCGUGCGAAUUUUGUAUAGGUGCACAACUGGAGGAUUUCAAUUUAAUCUGGUUUAACUAACAUAUAAAGGUACCUAACCUUCUUCCAGAAAUUCUGGCGAAGCCCAAAAGUGCACUGAAUCAUAAUAUAUAUAUUUUUGUUUUCUCAUUACAUCAAAAGAAACCUGCAAUGUUGACCCCCGAAAAAGUAACAUGAAUUAAUUAUCGUGAGAAAAACAGCCGGUUGUCAGGUUAACUCCAGUGGCAAUAAGCGUCUGCACCAGUGACAUGUUUAUUGACACUGCAAAGCAUGUAGACAGGGAAGUGUAUGCGCUGAAACUAAAGGGGGAAGUUGAAAUUGCUGGGGAUGAGCCGAUACGCAGUAUGAGCACAGUCUCACCAGCAUCACACCCAGUGAUGAUUACAGCUACAAUAACGUUACGUAACGUU